Messenger RNA from Habropoda laboriosa, 1510 nucleotides. RefSeq names its product protein roadkill-like. Bases 350 to 1486 code for a protein of 378 amino acids. Lineage: Eukaryota; Metazoa; Arthropoda; Insecta; Hymenoptera; Apidae. Gene Ontology annotation, biological process: proteasome-mediated ubiquitin-dependent protein catabolic process; regulation of proteolysis. Gene Ontology annotation, cellular component: nucleus; cytoplasm. The transcript has 6 exons. Gene Ontology annotation, molecular function: ubiquitin protein ligase binding. The record is from RefSeq and is a predicted model, not a curated record.
AAAAUUGAUAUUCUAUUCGAACGGAAAAUGUCACAGUGAAGAAAAUUAAGUUUAAUUCGUAAGAUAGUCGAAGAAACGUCUCCGUUGUUAAAAUUGAAAGCAAUUGAAACAGUAAAUAUCGAAGGAAGAAUUCUUUCUUUCUGUCGAUCGAUUUUGCACGCAGUAUCGAAACCAGUGAAACAUAGAUGAAACGUUGAGAGUGCAGAGUGGAAAAAGUGAACACGGGGAUUUCUCGCUGGCAAGAACCCUUGCUAGCCCGAUGCACUUUAUGCCCGAUGUAUUAAUGAACGUUAUAACAGACGCGUGUGUUUUAUUUACGUGUUUCCUGUUUAAGUAAAACCAACAGAAAAUGGAGCUACUGGUACCAGCAGUUUCUGAUAUCGUGUUUAAGUAUACAUGGCCCAUUCCAAAUUACAAGAAGACUGUUUUAAAGAAGAGCUCUAUAGAUAGCCCGUCAUUCGAUGUCAACGUGAACGGUAUUCACAGCAGGUGGAAUUUGUCUAUCAGAUUCUGGAAGAAUCCUGAUGGCAAAAGAAUGAUAAACCCCGUGGUAUUGUGCCUGAACAUGUUGAACUGCACCGUAGAUGAAGCGGAACAAGCGAAGAUACGAUUUCAAUUUGCAGUUUUCAAUGCCGACGUUAAACACUGGGAGUACUGUCACGUUAGCAGGACAAUACUCGAGCUGAAAUCGUACACGGACAUCAUUUCCUUGGGCUACAGAGACUUGUCCAUCGUCGACAGGCAUUUAAAGAAGAACAACGAGGUGGUGUUAAUGGUUAAGAUCCAAAUAAUCCAAUACGACAGUGAGAAGCACAAUCUACCGCAGGAUAUGGCGAGACUGUUGAAAUAUGCAUAUGGUGCAGACACAAAAUUAACAUGCGGAGGUUCGACAGAGAUUCCAGUUCACAGUAGUAUAUUAGCAGCUCGUAGCAAUGUUCUAGCUGAAAUGAUCUUGCCCACAAACGGAUUCGACCACAGGAAAAAUUCAAAGGCGGAUACCGCAGAAGAUAAAAUAUCGGAUACGCGAGAGGAAGAAAAUGUAAUCGAUAAAGAAAACGGACGUCCCAAUGAUUGUUACACGUUUUCGUUGGAAUUGUUGGAUCUCAGUAAAGAAGUGGCGGAGGAACUGUUGCGAUACAUAUACAGUGAUCACGUUGAUAAUGUGGAUAACUUUGCUCCCCAACUGUUAUCCUUGGCUGAACGCUUUUGUCUACAGGGAUUAAAGGAGCUUUGCGAGAGAAAUCUCAUUGAAACGAUAACUCCAGAAAAUAUAGCGAGUAGACUUUUCAUUGCGGAUGAGUUUGGCUGUGACGCGCUCAAAAGGGCGAGCAUAGCGUAUUGCGAGGAGAACAUGAUGAUGCUCAAUAAAAGUUUAGCAUGGAAAAUGAUGGAACAAGUAAACCCAGAAUUGUUCAAUGAAGUUUGUGAAGCUGGAAUGGGUAGUUCAAGAUCAAGUAAUAUGGACGACAGUGAAUUAAGCAAUUGACAUGAAUUUUUAUAAAUCAUUAUC